GGGGUUUUAGUGAAGAUUAUAAAUGAAUUUAAAGGAGAUCCAUCUGACCACACAAGUUCAAACACUCACAAGGAAAGUGGCGAAUCUUGAGAGUGAUAAGAAUAAGUCGACCAAGUUCAGCAUAUGAAGGAAGAAAAUCGGAAAUUGAAAUAGAGAAAAAGGGAGAAAAGAUAUUGAAGCUAAGGCAACUAUAGAGAAACUUGAAAGAAAGCUUCAAGUUGCAUUAUCUCGUAUAAAUGAAUUUGAAACAGAAAAUAAACAACAGAGUAAAAUAAACAAUGAAGAAAUGUAUAAGGCUUCUUCUCCAGAAAUCUCCACCUUGCUCCAAGAGAAGCAGGACCUUGAGCUAAAACUCAGGGUCCUUACUAAAAGGAUGAAUAACUAUAAGAAGAAAUCUGAAGAACUUAAGUCAAAAGCCCAACAUAUUCUUGAAGUUUUUAGGAAUAUGGAAAAAGAGAGAUAUGGCAUCUUGCCUGUCAAGAAUGCAGCCAGAUGUUGCAAGUGUCAGGAUUUGCCCGUACUUUCUUCUCCGAAUCACUCCCCAGUGACUUUGAAUCGGAAGCCUUCGUUGAUAGACUUUUCUCUUACUUCUCCACAUAAAAAUGGAUUUGAGAUUUCUGUGAGCAAGAUAGCAGCAAGGACUUCUUUAGUAAGCAACAAAGAAGUAGAAUCUGCAUCAGAGUUUCCACUUGAAAGAGCCAGUCUCCAAAACCCACCUCUACAGCAACACAGUCAUGACCCAACAUGUGCAGUCUGGGGCCCCACUUCAGAGUCUCCUAGAGAAAGAAGGACGAGUAAUUUCGGAGCAGGAAACGACACUGCAGAGUUCGGAGAUGCCAGUGACCAGAAAGAGCAGAGUGAGGAGAGGUUUGGGGAGAGUUUAGAGUGGGAAGAGAGAGAAGGAGAUGAGGAGGGAAGGAGUGAGGAUAAGGAGAAUGAGAGUGGAAAUGGGGGAUUAAGUAGAGAUUUUGAUGGCUUUGGAAAAGAGAAAGUGUUGAGGGAAGAGAAUCAGAACAAGCAAUCCAGCGUUUCUCUUCAUCCUAACAGCUUGACGAGGAAGUUGGAAUGAUAUUUAAGUCCAGUGAGUUCAAACCCAAACUCAAGCCUUGUCAAAACUCUUCAUAAACCCUCAGAUAAUCCUAACGAGUUAAAUUCAACUUCAAAAAAUCAGAAAAGAUCUAAAAUAACUCCUUGCUACCUUGAAAAGGAAUUUAACUUGACUACAUCCAAUUUCACUUACAAAUCUCCUAGUAAUUGAGAUAUAUUCAAUGAGUUCAAAUCAUCAGAUAAUCUUGAAAUAGAAUUUUCAGGAAGCCCUUAACCAUUCUUACAAUAAUUCAAUCA
This is a messenger RNA of Moneuplotes crassus, 1344 nucleotides long. The record is from the annotation of a GenBank genome assembly. Lineage: Eukaryota; Ciliophora; Spirotrichea; Euplotida; Euplotidae.